AUGGCGGCGCUAGCGAAGAAUCACAGGCUCUGCUUCAUCCUGCUCGUCGUGUUCAUCACCUCUGCCACCCCCUCCGCCGCGGCGCUCUCUGGCUCAUACUCCUCACGGUGCGUGUCCCCGUCGCCGGCUGCCGACCAACACACUGACGUGGACGACGCCUCUGCGCUCCUCCGGUCGUUCCAUAUUACAUCUGGCGUCUUCUCCGGCGAAGGCGCGGACAUCCUGUUCGCCCCUCGUAGCUUCUACGCCGUCUCCGGCCUACACCAGUUCACCGACGGCUUCGUCCGGCGCUCCUUCUCCCUUCUCCCCCACUCCGUGUCCCGCACCACCGAACCCGGCGUCCUCCACCUCGCCGCCACCCUCACCCUGUCCGGCAGCCGCGUCCAGGUAUUCGAGAGCGGCGCCGGCCGUAGUUUCGAGAAGGAAAGGCAUUCCAUUUCCUUCUACCUCGACGGAUACUACUCGUCCACCUCCGCGCAGCUCUGCAUGGUUGGCGAGGGGAGUGACCUUUCCAUUGACGGCUCCAUGAAGCAUUACGCGGAUGUCGCCCUCCACCUCCGGAUCCCCAGCCCUUCCAGCCUCACCGACCCCUUCGUCACCGGCAGCCUCGAGGGUGCCGACUUCGAGCCCUUCUCCCUCGUCACGUACGCCGAGGGGAGCAGCUACAGCUACGGCGAGAACGCGUCCUGCCUGCCAGAGCCGGACAGUCAGCCUGCUGCCGCGCGGCGCGGCAUCCAGACGACGCCGGACGGCAACUUCUCGUGCGCCACCCUCCAGGAGCGGAUCGCCACGUCGUACCGGCUGGAGUACGGUCCCGGGUAUGCGGUGAGCUUCCCUUCGCUGCACGAUCCGCGGAUGUACGUCAACCAGGUGCACUGCACCCCGGGUGGCGCCGUGCGAGCGUACGCGGUGUUCUCCAACGACACGGCCGACAAGUGGGGCUUCAGGCACAUCUUCUUGUCCGAGGAGGCGGCGGUCGUCGCCGACGGGCACUGGGACAGUGACACGAACCGGCUCUGCCUCCGCGCGUGCCUGGUGGCGCGCUCCUCGCAGGCGCCGGCGACACCGUCGACCCGUACUGAGCUGCAGGUGCACGAGUGCGGGAUCGGGAUGAGCUUAUGGUUCCCGGCCGUGUGGACGGUACGGGACCGGAGUGUCGCCGCCGGCGUGAUCUGGAACGCGACCCAGAUGAACAGCAGCGACAACCACACAAGUGUAGGCCCCGACGCUCUGAUAACAGCGUCGAGCUUCCAGGACUGGAAGGGCAACCUCUCCGACGUGAAGUACAUCUACAACUUCACCAUGAUUGAGGAGGCCAAGAAGCAUUACCUCAAGGCCGGGCUGAGCACCAGCAAGAAGAAGAAGAGCAACGGUUCGUUCCUGGGAAACUACACUUACUCGCACCGUGAGUUCUACUUCCCGUUGUUCUUUGAGGGAGAAACAGGGAGCGGGCACGCCCGCCCGGUCAUGAUCGGCUCGGCAAUGGUUGACGGCGACCAUCGGGCUGCCAACCAUUCGUUCUCCCGGCACGCGGCGGCUCAGCUAAAGCAGAGUACACUGGUGAAUGUCAGCUAUGAUAUGUCGUACGAUGUUGCACCUAAGAAUUGGUCUUCCUUUGGCCAGCUCGAACGACAGCAUAUCCGGGCCGAGGGCGUUUACGAUCCUACCACGGGCUCCCUGUGCAUGGUUGGCUGUGGAGAGCACAAUGGCUCAAUGGACUGCAAGAUCUUGGUAAGCGUUCAGUUCUUUGGUGGUGACAAGGGGUUUGGCUAUGGCGGUGGCGGCAGGGGGAGGAUCAGCAGCCUGAGGGAUAGCAGCGACCGUCUCUACUUCCCAGGGAAGGGUUUCACCGUGUCCGGGAUGUACUGGCGGUCCGUAGUGUCCGAGUCAAUCUGGCGGAUGGACAUGGAGAGCGUCGUGGUGGUGAUAUCCACGACGAUGACAUGCGUCCUCACCGUCCUGCAGAUCCUCCACACCAAGAGGAACCCCAGGGCGGCUGCUUCCACAUCGAUCACCAUGCUCGCCGUCCAAGCCUUGGGGCUCGUCACCCCUCUCGUGGUGAAUUCUGAGCUCGUGUUCUUCAACAAGAGGAAGGACUUCGCCUGGCUCUCCGACAGCGACAAGGGGUGGCUCCAUCUCAACGAGCUGAUGCUGAGGGUGCCUACGCUGAUUGCCUUCGUGCUGCAGCUGCGCCUUCUUCAGCUGGCAUGGUCCGGCCGGAUAUCCGUGGACCGCGGCAGCGAAGGCGAGGCCUCGCCGGCGGCCGUCGAGAGGAAGGUGCUGCGUACGUGCCUGCCCCUGUACGUCGUCGGAGCCGCCGUCACCGGCGUCGCUCACAUGAUGAACGUCCGCGCCGCGAGGGAAGCGGAGCUGGUCCCUCGCCGCUUCGCUCCGGCCGAGGCCACCACGCUGUGGGGUGACCUGGCGUCGUACGCGGGGCUCGUGCUGGACGGGUUCCUGCUGCCCCAGGUGAUCUUCAACGCGGCGUCCGGCUCGAGGGUGAAGGCGAUCUCGCCGUGGUUCUACGUCGGGGGCACCGCGAUCCGCGGGGCGCCUCACGCGUACGACGCGUUCAGGGCUGUGAGCUACGCGCCGACCCACGUAUACGCGAGCAGCCGCGACGAUUUCUUCGGCGUCGCGUGGGACAUCGUUGUGCCGCUGGGAGCGGCGUUGCUGGCCUUCGUGCUGUUCUUGCAGCAGCGGCUUGGAGGAGAUUUGUUGCUUCGUCCGAGGAGCAGGGGGUCGGGUGAUUACCAGUUGGUUUCUACUACUAAUUAUUAAAGAUGUGCGAUAAUCUUAAAUUUAGGGUUGAUUUGAGGUUUUUUACUAAAAUUUAUUUUCUAGCAUUGGUUUUAGAUCGCUAAGAUAAGAUAGGCACAAUGUCAGUAGGAAAUCGAUAAAGUGAUCGGAGAAAGGGAGAUGCUGUCACUCUGCUCUAUCUUUACACUUAUACUUGUA
Messenger RNA from Oryza brachyantha (malo sina), 2958 nucleotides. RefSeq lists its product as uncharacterized. NCBI's taxonomy places the organism in Eukaryota, Viridiplantae, Streptophyta, Magnoliopsida, Poales, Poaceae. The transcript has a single exon. Bases 1 to 2781 code for a protein of 926 amino acids. Gene Ontology annotation, cellular component: intracellular membrane-bounded organelle. The record is from RefSeq and is a predicted model, not a curated record.